Racocetra persica is the source of this 814-nucleotide messenger RNA. The record is from the annotation of a GenBank genome assembly. Lineage: Eukaryota; Fungi; Glomeromycota; Glomeromycetes; Diversisporales; Gigasporaceae.
AUGGAAGAUAUCCUAUCUAAUGAAAGUUUUAGUGAAAGUUCUAGUAGGAUUUCUUUAAUAGAUAUUACAACUACAACAAUUUCGCUAGAUAAUAAUCAAUUCAAAGAACCAAAAUUAAGAGGAGGAUCUCAAUGUAACCACAUAAUUGAAACUGACAGUGGCACAGGAAAUUUUAGUGAUCAUCUUCAAAAUAAGCAUAGCAUUACGAAAUUUGGAAAACGUGAAUCAGAUGUUUCUCAACUAACUAACAAUAAAAAACUUUAUCAAAUAAAAAAUAAUACCAUUUAUAAAGAGCAAGUUGAUAAAGCUUUGGUUGAAUACAUAGUUACUGAUUCACAACCGUUUUAUAUAUUAGAAAAUCCUAGAUUUAUCAAAUAUUCAUUGGCUCUUGGUCCAUCUUACAAAUUAUCUAGCAAUAAAGGAAUAAAAAGUAAAAUAUAUUUAGCUUAUGAUUGGAUGUUGGCAACUAUUCAUACACAAGCAUUAUUAAAUUAUGUAGUGUGCAAUAAUAUUAAUAAAAAUCAUGAGUAUUUACAAGCAAUACCUGAUGUUGUAACCAGGUGGGACUCUACGUAUCUGGCUUGGGUUCAAGUUCUUAAAUUAAAGCCUGCUAUUGAAAUUAUGCAAGUAAUAUUAAGCCAUAAUAAUGAUCCUACAACUAAAAAAGAUGCACGACAUUUUAAACGAAUAAUAUUAACACCAAAUGAAUGGCAAUUAAUAGAUAAUUUGGUUAAAAUUUUACAGCCUUUCGCAAAUACUACAAAAAUGCUUGGUGGAAGUAAAUAUACCACAAUGUCAUAUAUGUUUCCUGCUG